AUGCCGCGGGCACAGAGUGGUCAAGCACACGGCGACGAGCAGCAAACCUUUGACAAUUACUCUGAAGAAUUAGAUGAAAUGCAUGGUGAUAAUGUUGACUUUGACAUAUCACUUAGCAACAGAAACAUAAGUCGGGGGAACCCCACAAAUGAUCAAGAUGGCAUUGGCCCAAAAUCAAGCAAGAAGCGCCUACAGAGGCUCACUUUCGAGCAGAACCAGAUACUUCAAGGAGAGUUCAGCGUAUGGGCUCACCCGGAUGAAUAUCGAAGGAGGGAGCUGAGUGAGAUAACUGGUCUUACAGAACAACAAGUGAAGUUUUGGUUUCAGAACAAGUUAACACAAGUCAAGAGUCUGCAUAAAAAAGAAGAGAACUAUAGAUUGAAAGUGGAGAACGUAAUGCUGAGCAACGAAAAUAAGAAGCUUAAGGAGGCUCAGAGGAAUAUGUUUUGCCCCACUUGUGAUCCACUGCCACAGAACCAGCUCUCUCCAGAUAUGCAAACACUCAAAGAGCAAAAUAACUGGCUAAAGCUAGAGAUUUCCCGAUUGCAAGCUGAAACACUUCAAAAUUCCGGACAAUCUUUCCAACUUGACUCAUCUGCAGAAAAUGUUGUUAUCAUACAAAACGACAUACAAAUGAUUGCUAAACUAACUCAUAAUGCAAUGGACGAGUUUAUCAUUUUGUCCAACUCACAUGGCCCUCUAUGGCUGCCUGUCCCUGGUGGUUCAUUUGAAAUACUGAACAAGAUGGCUUAUGCUACACAAUUUGAUGGAAAAAAUAGUGCACAUAUAACAGGAUUCAAGACCGAGGCCACUCGUGCUAGUGUUGUGGUCAUGAUGGGCGCCAAAAAUAUUAUGGAUUAUCUCAUGGAUUCUGAGUGCUAUGCAUCUCUUUGUCCUGGAAUCCUGUCAAGUGCAAAAACCAUUAAGGCUUAUAAGUGGCCUACUAAUGUAGGCUACGAUGGCGCUAUGCAUUUGAUGACAAUUGAGACGGUGUUCCCGUCCCCCCUGGUACCAUCGAGGAAAUGCACAUUCGUGAGGUCCUGCAGGGAGCUACAAAAUGGGACAACACUCAUUGUUGACGUGUCCCUGGAUAGCAGUGAUGGUACGUUCUUCAAAUGCCGCAAGAUGCCUUCAGGAGUGCUAAUUCAGCCCCUAGACCGUAAUAGCUGCAAGAUCAUCGUCAUAGAGCAUGUUCUAGUAGAUGAUACCGGAGUUCAAGAGCUGUACCAGCCAUGUCUGAGUGGACUCAUGUUUGGAGCUAGGCGCUGGGUAACCAGCAUCGCACGGCAAAGCUUGCGUUUAAGAGACGUCUUCCACGUUAUUACCAGAAAUGCAUUAAGAGCCAACUCAAAGGGGAGGAAGUCCCUAAUGAAGCUAGCCGAUGGCCUGCUCGUCAGCUACAGCAACAGCAUCGCUGGCAUCCCUGAUGACGCAUGGACCAUGGUGUGCGGUGCUGGUACGGAACAAGAUAUCAAGAUCGCACAUAGAAGAAGCCAUGACCGCACAAACACCGCUGUUGUGUCUGUGAGCGCAUCAUUCCAGCUUCCAAUACCACUUAGGGUCACGUUUGAUCUGCUCAGGAACAACACGCUGCGUGCAGAGUGGGAUGUGCUGGUGAAAGGUGGUGUCGUGAGGGAGGAAGUCUGUGUCUCCAGCAGCAUAGAAGCCGAUGAUACCGUCUCCAUACUGCAUGUUAAGAAUGUCGCAGAAAUAAGGGAAAACAUCAUGAUCCUCCAGAACAGCUGCUAUGACGUGUCGGGCUCAUUCAUUGUUUACUCGCCCAUCGACACCCAACUGAUGAACAAGAUCCAGAGCCCAGAGGACAUGGCGGAGAGCAAGGUAUCCCUUUACCCCACCGGCUUCUCCCUCCUCCCCGUCAGUCAGUCUGCCGAGGGUGGCAAUGGCAUUGCCCUAGGCAAGGAUGGAGAAACUCUUGUAACCGUGGGGUUCCAGAUUCUGCUGAAGCUCACACGUGACAAUGGCUUAUAUCCUAAGUCUGUGGUUGCGACCAUCGCUCUCAUGUCCGAGAACAUUGCGACUAUCAAAACGUCCUUGAUCAACAACAAGUCCCAUGUAGAAUGUACCAGGAGGAAAGGGAGGCACAAUGAUACUGGAAGGAUGUAA
Messenger RNA from Lolium rigidum, 2124 nucleotides. Its product is annotated as homeobox-leucine zipper protein TF1-like. NCBI's taxonomy places the organism in Eukaryota, Viridiplantae, Streptophyta, Magnoliopsida, Poales, Poaceae. Gene Ontology annotation, molecular function: DNA-binding transcription factor activity, RNA polymerase II-specific; DNA binding; lipid binding. The transcript has 11 exons. The coding region runs from base 1 to 2124 and encodes 707 amino acids. The record is from RefSeq and is a predicted model, not a curated record. Gene Ontology annotation, biological process: regulation of DNA-templated transcription.